AUGGGUCGGACGGUCCUCCACGCGCCGAGUCCCCAGGAGUCGAGCAUCCUGAACCUCUUCAUUUGCAUUGGCGGGAUCUACAUCUGUUAUCUCAGCUAUGGCAUCUUUCAGGAAAACAUUUUCACGUACCGAUCGCCAAGUGGUGGCAAGUUUACUGCGACGCUCUUCAUGCUGUUCGUGCAGUGCGUCACAAACUCACUCGUGGCUUAUGCUGCCACAUUCGUGUGGAAGCCUGAGCGGACUCGGAUGCCGCUGGGUCCUUUCGCCUUUACGGCUGCAGCCUAUCUAGGCGCUAUGUUGUGCAGUAACGAGGCGCUCAAACACGUGAGCUUUCCGACACAAGCGCUGGGGAAAUCAUGCAAGAUGAUUCCUGUCAUGCUCAUGGGCGUGCUCAUUCGGCGCAAGAAAUACACUCUGCGGGACUACAUUUGUGUCCUGGCAAUCACAACGGGCAUUGCGAUUUUCCAGCUUGGAAAAACCUCGGCAAAACAUGCCGAGCGGGAGAAUAGCUCGUACGGGUUGCUGCUGCUCUUUGCCUCCCUGACGCUCGAUGGCAUCUCAGGCCCCAAACAGGAGGAGAUUGCGCACCAGCUGCGUCCGUCGGUGCACCAGCAGAUGCUCAAUACCAACCUAUGGGCCAUUGUUUACACGGGCAUCGGUGCGCUCGUUACGGGUCAGGCGCUCGAGGGCUUCUUCUUUUGCAUCGAGAAUCCGGCCAUCCUCAACUCGGUCUUUUACUUCUCCGUGUGCAGCGCGCUGGGGCAGAAUUUCAUUUAUUUCACCAUCCAGCAGUUCUCGGCGCUUACGUGUACUACGAUCACCACGACGCGCAAGUUUUUCACGAUUCUCUUCUCGGUGGUCUGGUACGGCCACGAACUCAGUCCGAUGUCGUGGCUCGGUGUGGCUGUCGUGUUCCUUGGCCUGGGGUGGGAGCUCUCUAGCAAGUAUCAGAAGUACCAAACGCAGGGUGCCAAGCUGACUUGA
Messenger RNA from Peronospora matthiolae, 984 nucleotides. The record is from the annotation of a GenBank genome assembly. Lineage: Eukaryota; Oomycota; Peronosporomycetes; Peronosporales; Peronosporaceae.